Aspergillus oryzae RIB40 is the source of this 561-nucleotide messenger RNA. RefSeq lists its product as uncharacterized. The coding region runs from base 1 to 561 and encodes 186 amino acids. Gene Ontology annotation, cellular component: cytoplasm. NCBI's taxonomy places the organism in Eukaryota, Fungi, Ascomycota, Eurotiomycetes, Eurotiales, Aspergillaceae. Gene Ontology annotation, biological process: phosphate-containing compound metabolic process. Gene Ontology annotation, molecular function: inorganic diphosphate phosphatase activity; magnesium ion binding. The transcript has a single exon. The record is from RefSeq and is a predicted model, not a curated record.
AUGUUCUUAGGGUCGUCAUCCACCAGUCUCGUUUCCAGACUGCGCACAGCUCCAUUAAACCGAUUGUCCACCGCCUCUCCGAUUGUCGCCCGCGUAUCACGCACAUCCGCAACGUUGGCUCCCCCCACUAAACAAGCCACCCCUCCUUCCUCUUCCUCUCCCUUCUCUCUCCUCUCUUCUUCUUCUUCCUCUCCUUCAUCUGCCGUUUUGUCUCCUUCAUCCUUCUCCCCUUCCCCCCGAGUUGCUCAUUCGGCUUCGACCGUAACAACUCGUGCAGCUUUAAUUUCUCGACACCUUUCUUCGUCCGCUACCCCGCCGCAGUCGCCCACCAUGUCUUACACCGUUCGCAAGAUCGGCCAGGCCAACACCCUGGAGCACCGUGUCUACAUCGAGAAGGAUGGCCAGCCCGUCUCUCCCUUCCACGAUAUUCCUCUCUACGCCAACGAGGAGCAGACUAUCCUUAACAUGGUCGUUGAGAUCCCCCGCUGGACCAACGCCAAGCAGGAGGUAUGGGGACGGAAGCACCCAAUAUCGCAAAGUACGGACGCUGAUUACGUAUGA